UGUGGGCUGUCCAGAUAUAAAGAUAGAAAAAAGAAGAAGAAGAAAGAACUUCCAAGCAGCUUAGUGAGAGAAAUGGGUGAGAAAGAGACUCCAGUUCCAUCGAGAUCACUGCAUGUUUUGGUUCUUCCGUUCCCUGCACAAGGCCAUAUAAAUCCUAUGCUUCAAUUCUCAAACCGUUUAGUAUCCAAACGAGUUAAAGUUACACUGUUCACAACUCUCCACGCCUCCAGAUCGAUUCGAACCGGAGCUAGCUCCGUCUCAGUAGUGCCAUUUUCUGAUGGAAGCCAUGAUGGUUUAGAAGACUUCAAUAGCAGCAAUUUCAUGCAACAAUUCAAAGACACUGUUGCAGAGAGCUUACCAAAGUUUAUUCAAAAGCAUGAAAUAUCAGAGUAUCCUGUUAAGUGUGUAGCAUAUGAUUCUCUAAUUCCGUGGGUUUUACCGUUGGCGAAAGAACUAGGAUUGAUUGGAGCUUGUUUUUAUACUCAAUCUGGUUCAGCCAGUGCCAUCUAUUACCAAGUGUAUAAAGGCUUGCUUCCUACACCUGUACAAGGACCAACAGCAUUGGUUCCUGGUUCAGUUACACUUGAACCGCAUGAUUUACCAUCUUUUGUUUAUAAAAUCGACUCCUAUCCAGAUUUCCUGACUCUAGUUCUGGAGCAGUUUUCAAAUGUGGAUGAAGCAGAUUGGUUGCUCUUUAACACCUACGACAAGUUGGAGGAACAGGUAGUGAUUUGGAUGCAACAACAAUCACCAACAAGAAUGGUCACCAUAGGGCCAUCCGUACCAUCAUUUUACCUAGACAAACGGCUGAAGGAUAACAAUGACUAUGGUCUUCAUCUCUUUACACCGGAUACUGAUACCUGCAUGAAAUGGUUAGACAAGAAAGAAGUCGCUUCGGUUGUCUACGUAUCGUUCGGGAGUCUGAAUGAUUUAAAACAAGAACAAAUGAACGAACUAGCGUGGGGACUUGGGAAUUGUAACUACCAUUUUCUAUGGGUUGUCAAGCUAUCAGGGGAAGACAAACUUCCUAGAAACUUCGUGGAGGAGACGGCGGAAAAAGGUUUGGUUGUUGAAUGGUGCCAGCAAUUGGAGGUGAUGGCGCACAAAGCCAUUGGAUGUUUCAUAACACAUUGUGGAUGGAACUCGACGAUUGAGGCUUUGAGUUUAGGGGUGCCAAUGGUGGCAAUGCCGCUCUGGACGGAUCAACCGACUAAUGCAAAGUUCAUUUCAGAUGUAUGGAGAGUUGGUGUCAGAGCGGCAGCAGAUGAGAAUGGGUUGGUUAACAGAGAGAAAGUAGAGGAAUCUAUAAAAGUAGUAAUGGAGGGUGACAGACAGGAAGAGAUAAAGAAGAAUGCUGUCAGAUGGAAGGAGUUGGCUAAGCAGGCUGUCGAUGAAGGCGGAAGCUCUGACAAGAACGUUGAUGAAUUUGUAUCCAAAAUCUUAUGCAGUUAAGCCUGCAGACUGUGCACAUUUUCCGCAAACAGUCCCUAUUCCAACACUUCAAGCGACGAAUCUAACCUGUUGUUCAACUAAUUUCUGUUCUUUUAUGCUGCACAUCAGAAUUUUCAGUUUUUUCCAAUUGGGCACUGAAACGAAACUUAAGCAAAUCAAAGAGAAUGUCGAGGGAAAGCAGAAGCAAAACUAAUAUAAAAGGAGAACAGAAGAAAGUAUCUAAACAGAAGUAAUCUCACACAUUAUACAUACAAAAGAACUUUUAUAUUUCCUUCGGAAACAAAAGUGAAAAAGGCUGAUUAUAACUUUAUCUUAUGCCCUUUUUAUUUGUUCA
Papaver somniferum (opium poppy) is the source of this 1786-nucleotide messenger RNA. RefSeq names its product UDP-glycosyltransferase 74E2-like. Bases 73 to 1452 code for a protein of 459 amino acids. Lineage: Eukaryota; Viridiplantae; Streptophyta; Magnoliopsida; Ranunculales; Papaveraceae. The transcript is spliced from 2 exons. The record is from RefSeq and is a predicted model, not a curated record. Gene Ontology annotation, molecular function: UDP-glycosyltransferase activity.